UUUCAUUGGUUGAUGCUACAGCAAGCAGACGACUGUCAUUUGUUAUUGUUCUUUCCAUUCCAUGCCUAAGUUAACUAGGUUAGUUUUACUACACAAACAGAUAUGAAAGUUAUAGUGAAUGUACAGUGACCCGAUAAUAUAAAAUUUUUUAAAUUCGGUGGUAGAAUUUCAAUUUAAUAUUGAUAUGGCUAAGUUUGUUAGAACUAUUCGUAAUAACUGGAAAAAAAAAUCAACUUUUGGAGCUGUAGCUGUAAUUUAUGGAAUAAAUUAUGGACAUGAAAAAUAUAAAGUACAACAGUUGAUGAGAAAAUAUUGUGAAGAAGCAGUACAAUAUGGAGAUAUUCCAGUACCUCCUACACUUAAACCAAGACAUGUAACUGUCAUCUUAAAUCCUGCGGCAAAUAGAAAGAAGGCUAAGGCAAAUUUUGAGAAAUACUGUGCCCCACUACUUCACUUGGCUGGCUACACUGUCAAUGUUGUGCUGACUGAGAGUGAGGGUCAAGCUCGUACAUUAGCUGCUGAUGUCAAGGAUUCUGACAUGAUUGUGGUGGCAGGUGGCGAUGGCACUUUGUCUGAGACAGUUACAGGUCUAAUGAGGGCUCAUGGUCGAGUCAAGUGCCCAGUGGGUGUGUUGCCUCUAGGUCGCACCAACUCUGUGGCCUGUGCCCUGCUAGGUCUGGGAAGAGAAGGCACUGUCAGCCCAGGCGAGAUGGCAGCUGCUGCCAUGGCUGUCGUACGUGGACAGACCAAAACAAUAGAUUCCAUCAAAGUAGACGUUGUACAGGAAGAAGGAACACCACCAAAACCAGUAUAUGGACUAAGUGGCAUCAGGUGGGGAGUGUACAGAGAUGCACUGAGCAAACAGGAUCGCUACUGGUACCUGGGCCCUCUUCGAGGCUACGCGUCUGUUCUGUUUAAUUCCCUACACAAGGAGCCAAUUGCAGCUCAUGUCGUGUUCACUCAUGCCUUUUUUACAAAGAAACCUCCAGAAGUGCCACAAGUGAACUACCAAUAUGUGGUGAACACUAAGUGUGGUGAAGUGUCUGAGCUAGAUCUCACAGGAGUAGACAUCAACAUCUCCUGCCCUGCUGUCUCCAGGGAUAGUAGAGGAGUUCGAGUUAGUUCAGUUGUGUUCGGUAGUCAAGAUAACGUGGAGGAGGGAUGGCGGAGAGUGAGGGGAGAACUUCCAACAGCCCAGGAGCAACUUGAAGCUCAACAACUGGAAAUAGUACCUGUCACGCAGCUUCAGGAGAAUGAAGAGAAAUGGUUCAGCAUUGACAAUGAAGAAUAUGAAGUCCGCCAUAUACGAGUAACCUUGAUACCAAAAUCAGUGCAAGUCUUUUUACCUCAACAGCCACAGACUUACUAUACUUUGUUAGAAAGGGCACUGCUGGGAUGCUGCUAGAUGGCUCAAACUGUCAGACAACUUCUACAAGACUGCUGUUUGUAUUUAUUAGUAAUAAUAAUUUUUUUUCCAAAA
This is a messenger RNA of Homalodisca vitripennis (glassy-winged sharpshooter), 1480 nucleotides long. RefSeq names its product acylglycerol kinase, mitochondrial-like. Gene Ontology annotation, molecular function: ATP-dependent diacylglycerol kinase activity; ceramide kinase activity; acylglycerol kinase activity. NCBI's taxonomy places the organism in Eukaryota, Metazoa, Arthropoda, Insecta, Hemiptera, Cicadellidae. Gene Ontology annotation, biological process: ceramide biosynthetic process; protein insertion into mitochondrial inner membrane. The record is from RefSeq and is a predicted model, not a curated record. The transcript has 11 exons. Gene Ontology annotation, cellular component: mitochondrion; TIM22 mitochondrial import inner membrane insertion complex. The coding region runs from base 185 to 1405 and encodes 406 amino acids.